This is a messenger RNA of Chrysoperla carnea, 1440 nucleotides long. RefSeq names its product zinc finger protein 664-like. The transcript has 6 exons. NCBI's taxonomy places the organism in Eukaryota, Metazoa, Arthropoda, Insecta, Neuroptera, Chrysopidae. The record is from RefSeq and is a predicted model, not a curated record. The coding region runs from base 1 to 1440 and encodes 479 amino acids. Gene Ontology annotation, molecular function: RNA polymerase II cis-regulatory region sequence-specific DNA binding; zinc ion binding; DNA-binding transcription factor activity. Gene Ontology annotation, biological process: regulation of transcription by RNA polymerase II. Gene Ontology annotation, cellular component: nucleus.
AUGGAACGAAAAUUAAUACAAAUUUCUGAUUUGAAUACAAUAUGCAGAAUUUGUAUGAAUAGUAAAAAACAAAAUAUGAUAUCUAUAUUUGAUGUUAUGGUAUCUGAAUUAAUUUCAUACAGUGACAUGUUAAAGGAAUGCACUUCUAUCUCAGUUUCAGUCGACGAUGUGUUACCCAAACAAUUAUGUCUAGAUUGUUCAAAUCAAUUGGAAUUGAGUUAUAAACUCAAAGUACAGUGUCUGUAUUCGGAACAAUUUAUGAACGAUUUAAUUAAAAAUACAUCAAUACGAGAUGAAUUUGACGAUGAUAAUUUAUUUAACAAUGAAGACAUCAAACAAGAUUUUGACGAUGACACUGCAGAAGUGGACAUAAAAGAUGAUACCGUUGUAAAAAAUGAAAUAACCGAUCAUUCUAAGAAUAAAAAUUACUCUAAAACGGAGUUAGAAAACAAAUAUAAGUGUAUUCACUGUAACGAGCUUUUUAAUUCAAAAAAUACUUUAGUUAACCACGUAAAGAAGGGUCAUCGUAAAUCGAUUCGAUGUUGUGAUCAUUGUGAUCAAAUAUUUUGGUCUGGAAUAGGUUUUAAACAACAUAUGAAAAGUAAUAAUCAUGAAAUUGAAAUAAUUAAUAUUAAAGAAAAUGUUAAAGAUGAAACAUGUGAAAGAGAAUUUUCUUGUAAAUAUUGUUCCGAAAAUUUUCCACUAAAACAAGAUCUUAUUACACAUGUAAAAGAGGCUCAUAAAAAUACACGAAAAUAUAUCGAUUUAUGUAAAUUAUGUAAUGAAAUUAGUUGGUCGACAAGAGAAAAACGAAGGCAUUACUUAAUGCAACAUAAACAGUGCUUUUCAUGUUCUAAAGAAAAUAUUGAAAAUUUUAAAGAAUUAAAAGAACAUUUUAAAUUACAGGAUCAUCCAAAAGGACGAAAAAUAUCUGCACCAAAAGGUCGUUUAUGUGCAUACUGUGGGAAAACUCUUAAUAAUAAUUCUCAUUAUAAAGCUCAUUUACGAACGCAUACUGGUGAAAAACCUUAUAAAUGUGAGCUUUGUGAUAAAAAAUUUUCAUUAUGGUAUUCAUUACACUGCCAUAAAAUUACACAUACACAAGAAAAAAAUUUUAAAUGUACAACAUGUGAUCGAAGUUUUCCUUACAUAGCUUCCUUACGACGACAUGUUUUAUGUCAUUCAGAGGAACGAAAUUUUCCAUGUGAUAUAUGUGAUAAACGAUUUAAAUGUAGACGUGAAUUGACUCGACAUAAAGUUAUUCAUACAGGUGAACGAAAAUAUCCUUGUACAAUUUGUAAAAAAUCAUUUAUCAGAAGUUCUCAUCUUAAAGUACAUUUACGAGCACAUGACGGUAGUAGACCUUUUGCUUGUACAAUCUGUGGGAAAGCAUAUACUCGAAAAUAUAUUCUGGAAAAUCAUAUGAAAAGUCAUGAAUAA